Molecule: messenger RNA, 783 nt
Organism: Penicillium canescens
Lineage: Eukaryota; Fungi; Ascomycota; Eurotiomycetes; Eurotiales; Aspergillaceae
Product: histidine phosphatase family protein
Exons: 2
Coding region: 1-783 (260 amino acids)
Biological process (GO): negative regulation of programmed cell death; negative regulation of glycolytic process; positive regulation of DNA repair
Cellular component (GO): cytosol
Molecular function (GO): fructose-2,6-bisphosphate 2-phosphatase activity
Source: RefSeq, a predicted model, not a curated record
AUGCGCCUAUUUCUCAUCCGUCAUGGUGAAACCGUGGAUAAUGUGGCGAAGGUCUGCGCCGGCACCACUGACUCAGCCCUCACCAACCACGGCAUGCUGCAAAUUGAAUCUCUAGGUCGGCACUUUGCCUCCAGCCAAAGUAGAGUCAAUACGAUAUUUGCUUCAGAUUUAAGUCGCGCACGAAUCACGGCAGAAGGCAUUUGUCGCUUUCAGACACCCCUGCCAAAUCAACCACGCAUAUCGCCCAUAUUAACUGACAGUUUGCGAGAAAGACACUACGGGAAAAUGGAAGGCAAAAAGUGGAUUCCUUCUGGUUCAAUAGAAGAGAGUGGCAUUGAGUCCGAUAGGUCUAUGAUACAACGAGCCAACAAUUUCCUCAAUGAGCAUCUUCUUCCAUUGAUUCUCGAUGAUCCACACUCGGUCGACAAUGUGGUAAUCAUUGCCCACGGUAUCCUCCUCAGAAGACUAUGGACUUGCCUCAUGGAACUUGUCAACCCAGCCGAUGUUCAUACUGCCCCCGAAAAGCAAUUCGAUCUCGCGGUUGUCGCAAAGCCUGCAUGGUCAAACACUGGUGUUACAACUGUUCUCUUACGACAAAGUCGGGUAGCCGAUUCCCGUCAUCCACACACCCUCUUGCACGGCUGGUCAAUAACCAUCCUAGAUAUCGACAACAAAGACCAUCUCGCCAAUGUCUCUCGCACCCGAGGUGGCAUUGGAAGUGCUGCCCACGACGCCAAGCAAGAAAAAGUCGAUCGGUUUUUCAAACGAAAGAUCUCUCCCUGA